CGACAAUGUUACAGACACCCGUUGAGAAUAGGUCACUAAAUCUAUGGCGUAAAUUUAACAAUUACAUCCUUAUGAUUGGAGACCAAGACAUCACUAAAUUGCUUUAUCUAAACCGAAUGACCAACGCUCAAAUAUGGCUGAUUUUUAUAGCAAUGAUAAAACUUUAGUGCCGUCUUUUAUUAGAAGUAAAUUGCUGACAGGAAGUUGAACAGCUGAUCUGAGUUCUGCCUCUCCGGCCAACGAGUCGACACAGACUGCGAUUAAACUGAUUAGAAGUCAGUUUUUCGCCAGCACGUCGUCCAGGGAAUCAGGAAACCACACUUGCAGCAACUGUUUGUCAGCGUUUGUCGAAAAAAACGAAAUGGACAAACUUCGUCGUGUCUUAAGUGGCCAAGAAGAAAAUGAGGAGUUAGGUCUCACUGCACAAGUCCUUGAUGCCAGCACGCUCAGCUACAGCACCAGGGUGAAAUGGUUUGUCAUAUGCUUUGCUGGAGGCAUCCUGUGCUCCAUCCUCGGCUCAGCUCUGCUGUUCCUUCCCAAUGGUAUAAAACUUUUUGCCGUCUUCUACACAUUAGGGAAUAUUGCUGCUCUCUCCAGCACCUGCUUUCUGAUGGGACCACUAAAACAGCUGAAACGCAUGUUUGAACCAUCAAGACUGAUAGCCACCAUUGUUAUGCUGCUCUGCCUCAUCUUAACACUUUGUGCAGUGUUUUGGUGGCAUAAAAAGGGAUUGGCUAUCAUCUUCUGUAUUCUGCAGUUUUUGGCGAUGACCUGGUAUAGCAUCUCUUACAUUCCAUUUGCUCGGGAUGCAGUGAUCAAGUGCUUCACAACAUGCCUGAGUUAGAAGUCAAGAGUCCACAAUUUCCUUUGAGAACUGGUCCAAACAUGACUCCUGUAACAGUGAUUUUGUAAAAUAUACAUUUAUAUUGUUUUUAUGUUAUUCCUACCAUUCUUUUGACUUUCUGUCACACUGUGAAUUCUUGCUUUUCCAGCUAAACGUAUUUAACUUCAUCAGAUUCUAACACUCUUUUUCUGUGCCUUUAUUCUUUCAGAUAUUUAAGAUGUUCCAUGUGUGCCUUUUUUCAAGAGUUGCAAACACUGUGCAGGGAACUGAUUUUGACUUUGUGUUAUCCAUUAGGAAUUGCUUUAAGACCUUAAUAUAUAAAUAUCUCUUCAUGUUUAUACCAAACGCACAAAUUCACACAUGUAAGGCUUUGUUCACUUACCCAUGAAUGAUUUUAAAUAGAUGUUUUUCUUAUUCAAAGGAAAUAACAUCCAAACCAUUUUUUUCCUUGUCUUUGAAGCUUACUUGUGUGAGAUGGCUCUCAGAUAUUCUGGUAUGUUAUGUGAUUACUUCUCCUGUGGCGGUUUCUGAGAUGUGCAUUGCCCACAUCUCUUUUGAGGAUUUUCUUUUCAGCUAAUGAGAUUAAAAUGCAGCGUUGUGUCUGGCCUGACAGUCUUAAACGUGCAGUUUCACACAAUUGCACCCCCCUGCUAUUAAACUGCUUUUCAAAAAAGAAAAGCUUCUUUUUUUAAUGUGAUUUACGGCCAUAUGUAGCAGUGACCCAGUUAAUCACGCUUUCCUGAGCAUUGUGAUUUUGACAUGACCUAAUAACCCAGCUUGCAUCCUUCCCUAUAUUGCUUCGGCAUGUAGCCUUUGAGGAUGUGGUUGUCAUGACAACCUCCUCUGGAGGAUGCCUUGCCUCUGCCUACCCCUAUUUGUGGAGCAGAUGUUCACAUUAUCUCUAGGUACCCUUUAUGUGUGGAGUCCCCUGGACCAGCAGGUUUAAAUAUGGUAACAUCUUUUGCUUGUACAUUUUUAUGCUGUAUGUGAUCAUUUCAAACGACAGAAUUAGCUUCAGAGCAUGACUCGUGGUGUUGGACUAUUUGCUCCACAUAAUUAUAUAUGAAUGUAUUUUAAAUGUUGCGUAACCCCACGUAGUUAUUAUAUGAUUGUAUAAUACGCUGGCUUAGCAUGAACAAAAUCUCCUUCCAGUUCCCGUGCUUGUUUAACUUGUUUUGAAGGGGGCCCAACAAAUCCCUCUAAGUCAUCUUAAGGAUGAAAUCAUUAUUUUGAAUGAGCAGAGUGUGCUUGUAUCUGUGAUUGGUUUUCUCCUAAAGUUUGAGGUUGAAGGGGAUGUACCCUGACCUAUGCAAUCUGCUGAAGUGUCCCUCUAAAUUCCCCUUCAUUACAUCUAAUCCGCGGUUAUGUCAGGGGAUCCCACACACCCAGUGAAAUUACACAAUAGUGCGCCUUCUCCAAAGAUUAAGGCUCCAGAUUUUCUUUCAAAGAAGAAUAAAUGACUUGUGUUAUGAGGGAUUUUCUUGUCGUGCUCAGAUUCCUGGAACAAAACAGUCCUUGGGCUAAAAUAAGGUUUUGUUUUGUUGGCCAGAACUAUUAAAUAAAACUUGAAUGGCAAAAGACAUGGAGAUGACAAUACU
This is a messenger RNA of Menidia menidia (Atlantic silverside), 2442 nucleotides long. NCBI's taxonomy places the organism in Eukaryota, Metazoa, Chordata, Actinopteri, Atheriniformes, Atherinopsidae. The record is from the annotation of a GenBank genome assembly.